Micropterus salmoides (largemouth bass) is the source of this 1196-nucleotide messenger RNA. RefSeq names its product C1D nuclear receptor corepressor (gene c1d). Gene Ontology annotation, molecular function: DNA binding; RNA binding. The transcript has 5 exons. The coding region runs from base 87 to 554 and encodes 155 amino acids. Gene Ontology annotation, cellular component: nucleolus; exosome (RNase complex). Lineage: Eukaryota; Metazoa; Chordata; Actinopteri; Centrarchiformes; Centrarchidae. Gene Ontology annotation, biological process: regulation of gene expression; maturation of 5.8S rRNA. The record is from RefSeq and is a predicted model, not a curated record.
CGGCAGGCGACAGUAGAGUGCAGAAGAAGACGCGGUUUAAAACGUCACUUCCUGUUGGCUAAAGCGUGUUGCGUGCUAAAAGGAAAAUGGCGGGGGACAGCAGAACUGAGGAUUACCCUCACGAGAUAGACGAACAGCUCACAGGCUUCGACUCCUCCGUUUCUUCUGUUAACACCGUGCUGGAGAAGCUGAUGUCGAUGCCCAGAAACGAGCUGCUGCAAAAGCUGGACCCUUUGGAUCAAGCCAAGCUGGAUCUGAUGUCUGCCUACACGCUGAAUUCAUUAUUCUGGAUGUACUUGGUUACACAAGGACUAAAUCCCAGAGAACAUGGAAUCAAACAGGAAUUGGAGCGAAUAAGGACGUACAUGAACAAAGUGAAAGAGAUCACAGACAAGAAGAAAUCUGCCCGUCUGAAUAAGGGAGCUGCUGCACGCUUUGUCAGGAAUGCCCUCUAUGAUCCAGACGAAAGAAAUUCUGGUAAAAAAGCGGCAACCAAGAAAGCAGCAGACUCAAAAUCUGACACCCCGCAGUCAAAGCGUCCAAAGCGGAGCUGAAGUAAAGGACCAGCUCUACAAUUUGGUCCCACUACAUUUUCUACCACUUUUUGCUCACAAGACAACAAAUCGACUUCUCUGGUUGUGUUUACGGGACAUCAUACAAGACAACAUGAGACAUGCAACAAAGUAAACACUAAUGUUUACUGUUGCUCACCAGUCACAUUAUGCUCGCCUGCUGCAAUUUGCAAAUGUUGCUGGAUGUACUGGAAACACAAGACUAAUUGCCAUCUACGACACACCAUCCCAGGUUUUGCUGAACAUAUUUUUGGACACUGAUGAUGGCAACUGCUCCAGAAUUUAAAAGAUCCAAUGUUGUAAUGUUUUUUUGUUACAUCAUUGAGUUGUUGCAAAAUUCUGCAGGGCUCCAUAACCAUGAAAAAAAAUUUCAUUUAGAGAAGUGAGAAAAUUAUUAAUUGGAUCCAUCCAAGUAAUGAAAGAUGUCAUUUAAGAUUGUAUGGGUCCUUCUUUUAGAUCAAUGAGACACAUUAGUUUCUCUCUAUUUUGAAAGUGAUUCUAUGAAUCGUAAGUCAUUUUUUGCAGUUUGGAUGUUUUUACUUACAUGACAUGCCAAACAUUGUAUUGGUAACGUGAUGAUGUAUUGCUUUUAUAAUUGACUGCAUAAAAAUACUCACCAAAAAA